CUCACUAUAAAGCCGAGAAGCAAGAUAGGCGAGGAUGGGCCAGAAAUCGAUUCACAAAUCUUCUCUCCACAAAACUUAAAUUAAUUCUCUCUCUCUCUAUAAUUCCGAUAAUGGAAGGAACAAGCGUCGUGGCGGUUUACGGUAACGGUGCGAUAACGGAGGCGAAGAAAUCUCCCUUCUCCGUCAAGGUCGGUUUGGCUCAGAUGCUCCGCGGCGGAGUUAUCAUGGACGUCGUCAACGCCGAGCAGGCUCGCAUCGCGGAGGAAGCAGGUGCUUGCGCCGUCAUGGCUCUGGAGCGUGUCCCCGCCGACAUCCGCGCUCAGGGAGGCGUAGCUCGGAUGAGCGAUCCACAGAUGAUAAAGGAGAUCAAGCAGGCCGUUACGAUUCCGGUGAUGGCGAAGGCUAGGAUCGGUCAUUUCGUGGAGGCGCAGAUCCUCGAGGCGAUCGGGAUCGAUUACAUCGACGAGAGCGAGGUCCUGACUCUCGCCGACGAAGACAACCACAUCAACAAGCAUAAUUUCAGGAUCCCUUUCGUCUGCGGCUGCCGGAACCUCGGCGAGGCUCUCAGGAGGAUCCGGGAAGGUGCGGCGAUGAUUAGGACUAAAGGCGAGGCGGGGACUGGGAACAUUGUGGAGGCCGUUAGGCACGUCAGGUCCGUUAUGGGUGACAUUAGGGUUUUAAGGAACAUGGAUGACGACGAGGUCUUCACUUUCGCCAAGAAACUGGCUGCUCCUUACGAUCUCGUGAUGCAGACCAAACAGCUUGGCCGUCUCCCCGUCGUUCAGUUCGCCGCAGGUGGAGUCGCUACUCCGGCAGAUGCGGCCCUCAUGAUGCAGCUUGGGUGCGACGGUGUCUUUGUGGGUUCCGGUAUCUUCAAGAGCGGUGACCCGGCUCGUAGGGCGCGUGCUAUAGUGCAGGCUGUGACUCAUUACAGUGACCCUGAGAUGCUUGUGGAGGUGAGCUGCGGGCUUGGAGAAGCCAUGGUUGGGAUCAAUCUCAAUGAUGCCAAGGUUGAGAGGUUCGCUAACCGCUCCGAGUGAUACCAAAACAAAAGGUAAAAGUUUCAGACAGAAAUGGUUUCAGACCAUUUUGCAGUCAUCUCAAAAAAAAAGAAAAGAAAAGACGAUAUUAUGAUAGUUUGUUGUAUCCUUUUGUGUUUGCCUUUAUUUAUCUUUGGUUAGUGAUUGUAAUCGAUUUCUUCUACUUGCAAGAACAAGUUGUCGGUCGUCAGUUAUAAUAAUAAUAAUAAUAAAAUGUACUACUCUC
Messenger RNA from Raphanus sativus (radish), 1266 nucleotides. Its product is annotated as pyridoxal 5'-phosphate synthase subunit PDX1.3. Gene Ontology annotation, molecular function: amine-lyase activity. Lineage: Eukaryota; Viridiplantae; Streptophyta; Magnoliopsida; Brassicales; Brassicaceae. The record is from RefSeq and is a predicted model, not a curated record. Gene Ontology annotation, biological process: pyridoxal 5'-phosphate biosynthetic process; pyridoxine biosynthetic process; amino acid metabolic process. The transcript has a single exon. Bases 111 to 1040 code for a protein of 309 amino acids.